Messenger RNA from Paramormyrops kingsleyae, 1534 nucleotides. The record is from RefSeq and is a predicted model, not a curated record. Lineage: Eukaryota; Metazoa; Chordata; Actinopteri; Osteoglossiformes; Mormyridae.
CUCAAUGAUUUUGUGGUCUGCAGUGUGUUUGCAGCGCCCCCAGGUGGCCUCCUUUAAGCAGUGUGGCUCUCAUGUUACUCACAUCCUGUCUUCACAGUACCGCUCCAGGCUGUUGUAAACUACAUCCUCGGUGGCAUCCUGACCAUCACAGUACUGGCCAUCAUCCUGCUGGUGUUGCUUUGGAUUAAGAAAUAUCGAACCUUGCUCCGUACCAUUCAGGACCUGCGUGGGUUUGGGGCGAUGCUUAAAGUUUCCCCUCCUGAGUCGCCGAUCAUGGCUGUGCCCAGCGUCCAGCAAGUAGAGGAGCCUGCCUCAGAAUCUCCUUUGAAGAGACAGAGAACUAAGACUUCAUCUAGGUUGUUAUGGAAACCACCUCAGCAGGGCCCCCGCUUCACAAAAGCUGACCUUAACCUGCAGCAGCUGAUCAAGGCUGGGAAGGAGGGGGUCUAUUACAAAGCAAAAAUGAGCCGGGGAACCUGCAAGGGCCACUCCAUAUUCACCUGCAAGAUCACCAAAGAGGGUGUCACUUCCAAGCGGGUGCAGAUGGAAGUGUCCAUCAUGAAGAAGUUAGUGCAUCACAGGAAUGUGCUGCAGCUACUGGACUGGAACAUCACCGAGGAGCCCUAUGUGCUGCUCAUGGAGUUUGUGAAUUAUGGGACCCUUCGCAAUUUUCUUCAGUUGAAUCAAGAAACCCUUAGCACCAACGAGGACUUACAGCACCUCUUCACGAUUGCAUCCUAUCACAUUGCCCUGGCCUUGGAACACUUGCACUCUAAAAUGGUGGUUCACUGUGACCUGGCCCUGAGGAACGUCCUGGUGCACCAUUUCCCCAUGGAGGUGAAGCUAGGCGAGUUUGGGCUGGCCAGAGACCUGACUCGCAUGAGAAGCCGUCGGAGCAGCCACAAGAAGACCGCCAGGGAGAGAGUUCCCCUGCGCUGGUACCCACCGGAGUAUUUCAGGAACAGCUACUACAACUUCAAGGGGGAUGUUUGGGCCUUCGGCAUCUUACUGUGGGAGAUGCACACUUUUGGCACCUUGCCAUAUCCCAGUCUGGAGACAUCAGAGGAGGUGGUGUGUUAUGUUUGUGCUGGGCAGAGGAAUGCGGAUCCAGAGGGCUGCAGGCCAGAGAUACUGCAGAUGAUGAAGGACUGCUGGCUAGAGCUGCACUCCCACAGACCUUCGUUCACAGAUAUCGUGAGGAUCUUGGACAACAUCCUGGAGAAUGACUCUGACUAUGUGGAUGUGGAUGGUGAAAAGCUGCUGGGCCCAGGAGAACCAUGACAGCACAAGCGGUAGUGAUGGGGACAGUUCCACAUAUAUCAAGUCUGAUUCAAGACCACGAACUUGAAGGACACAGUCUGAGUCAAGACAGAGACUUGGGGGUGGGGGGGAUCAGUAUACAGCCAAUGCAGCAAAGGUAAAUACAGUGGUACCUCAGAACUCGAACUUAAUCCGUUCAGAACUCCGGAUCGAAUCCUAAAAAGUUCAAGUUCUGAUCGAAUUUUCCCCAUACGAAAUAAUGGAAAACCAAGUA